CCGCGACCGUUGCGGCAGUUGCCGUCCAUUACGGCUAGCGUUGCGGAAUAUCCUGUUGUAUCUGUAUCCGACAUUUCGGAUUCAAAUUUCAUAACCCCCAACAGCAGAAUUGAUGGCGAUACCUUACGCAGCCACCCGCGCAGCUGUGUAACGACCCUAUGGAUAUAACUUCCUAGUACGACAAUGCUACAUGCGGGACGAAAAGAUUGGAUAUAAGCAUAAGUCUGGUAGUUGAAACUUGUUGGAAAGGCUAUAGUCACUUUCCCUUCUCCAAAAAUCGCUUCCAAGGUUGUAAACGUCUACGAUCCUUAUCCCGAUCAGUUUGACCAUGGCACUGAGUUCAGGCUCAAUCGAUAUUCAGGAUGAAGGAGAUAAUAGGAAACAACAGGCUACGACAGGCCUCUCAGAGCAACCUGUACAUACUCCGUCAAACGUUAUGAGCGUCGCAUUUCGAAACCUCAGCGUUCAUGCAUUUGGACGACAGACCGAUUACCAACGUACCGUUUCCAAUUUUUUCAACGCCUGGCUGGCGAUAUGUGUCAACUGGAUUACGGGGCAGCGGAAGCUUCGAGUUGAUAUUCUUCACGAUUUCGAUGGCUUCGUCUCAAGCGGCGAGAUGCUCUUAGUUCUUGGGAAUCCGGGCAGCGGGUGCACUACCUUGUUGAAGUCUCUGGCAGGACAGACAUACGAUCUUUGCGUAGAUUCGCAGUCUCUUCUGAACUACCAAGGUUUGUCGUCGAAGCAAAUGUUCACCGAGUUUCGAGGUAAAGGCACGUAUCAAGCUGAGUUCGACAUUCACUUCCCGACUUUGACUAUGCGAGAGACCCUCGAAUUUGCAUCCAAGUCACGGAGACUACCACGCAAUUGGAAUGACUGUCGCGCUACCGUCGAAAGCGUGGCCCGCACUUUAGGCCUUACCAAAGCGCUUGAUGUCAAGAUGGGAAACGCUUUGGUCCCUGGAGUCAGUGGAGGGGAGCGCAAAAGGACGAGUAUUGCGGAAAUACUCCUGGGUGAUAGUGUCUUUCAGUGUUGGGAUAAUAGUACUCGAGGCUUAGAUAGCGUCAAUGCUCUCGACUUCAUCAAGACUUUACGACGACGCACAUCAGAGAGUGGGUCCGUCGCUAUCGUGACGCUAUAUCAAGCUGGCGAGGAUAUCUACGAUCUGUUCGACAAAGUCACCGUCAUACACGAAGGGCGGCAAAUAUAUUUCGGACGCACUCGGGAUGCCAAGAAAUAUUUUACCGACCUUGGAUUCAUUGCACCACCAAGAUCCACGAGCCCUGAGUUCCUGACGUCCAUCACGAGGCCUAUCGGUCUACGUCCGCAGACGACGGAAGACUAUGUGUUUCCUCCUAGAACCGCUGCAGAAUUUGCGGAGGCGUGGAAGGAUUCUUCUGAGUAUAAGGCGUUGGUUAACCAAAUCGACGACUACAACCAACUUCACUUAGUAGGAAGAGGUAACAGCCUUCUUGAAAUGAGAAGAGAGCUUAAGGGCACGGAAAAGAAACAAUCCCCUUAUAUCCUCCCAGUUCUGAAGCAGAUCGCAUUGUGUAUGCACCGAGGGUUCCUUCGCCUGCGCCACAAUCUUGCAGUACCGAUAUCCACCAUCAUGGGCAACAUGGUCACUUCCAUUAUCUUGGGUAGUAUGUUUUACAAUAUGCCACGCGAUACCAGCAGCUUCUUCGGUCGCACCGUAUUGCUAUUUUUCACUAGUUUAGUCAAUACAACAUUAGCCGCCUUCGAGUCUGUCGCGUUAUGGGAUGAUCGCCCAAUUAUCGAGAAACAUGUUCAGUAUGGUUUCUACCAUGCAUUUUCUGAAGCUAUCGCGUCUUUUUCCUGUGAUCUACCUAAUAAACUUGUCCUUACAUUUGUGUUCAACUUUCCUCUCUACUUCCUGAGUAAUCUUCGGCGCACACCUGGUGCAUUUUUUACCUACUAUCUAUUUGGCCUGAUGAGUCUUCUCAAUGGAUCGGUUAUAUAUAGAUCUAUGGGCGCUAUGUCCCGCACUCUGGCUGGUUCACAACCUCCUGGCGCUGUGCUAGUCAUGCUUUUGACUAUCUACAGUGGAUUCGUCGUACCAUUUCGAGAGAUGCGCCCGUGGCUUCAAUGGUUCUCGUAUAUCAACCCGGUAUACUAUGUCUUUGAAGCUAUGGUCGUUAACGAGUUUUCCGGGCGCGAAUUCGACUGCGCCACCUUAAUCCCCCAGAACAGAGAUGCAUCUCACUUCGUCUGCUCCAUCGCCGGUGCUAUGCCCGGAAACACUACGGUUUUAGGGGAUGCUUACAUUGAGGCAGAAUUUGGCUUCCAACCAGAACAUCUUUGGAGAAAUCUCGGCAUUGUGAUUGCCCUCCUAGUCUUUUUCGCAUUUACUUAUGUUAUGGCCACUGAAUACAUCACAAUGCUUCCGCCAAGAUCGGAUAUCUUGCUUUUCCAACGAGGGCAUACUCCUUCUACCCCUCUCAUUGAAGAUGAGGAGAUGGGUGUAUUCCCUCGAAAUAGUAGUGAGCAAUUAGUCGAGAGUAAGAAGACAGCGGACGAUAUGAUUGGUAUAAGUAACGGUGCUCACCUUCUUUGGACUGAUCUCUCUUAUGCCAUAAAAGAAGGGAAGAAUGAAAAGGUGAUUUUAAACAACAUUGACGGUUGGGUCAAACCUAGAACACUGACGGCACUCAUGGGACCUUCGGGGGCCGGGAAGACCACCCUCCUGAACGUUCUUGCCGAGCGAACUACGAUCGGGAUUGUCACUGGCAAUAAAAUAACGAAUACUCGCUACCAAAACGUUGCAUUUGCUCGAAAGAUAGGGUACGCCCAGCAGGACGAUAUACAUCUUCCUACGACAUCUGUUCGUGAGGCGCUUACAUUCAGCGCUUUGCUUCGGCAGCCCGAGCACUACUCGAAAGCCGAAAGGAUCGCAUAUGUAGACCAUGUGAUUGGCUUACUCAACAUGGAAGCAUUUCAACAUGCCGUAGUCGGUAGACUCAACGUAGAGCAAAAGAAGCGCGUGACAAUUGGCACCGAGCUAGCCGCUCGACCGGAGCUUCUACUAUUUCUCGAUGAACCAACGAGUGGUUUGGAUAGCGACUCUGUCUGGUCUUUCUGUACCCUCUUACGACAGCUAGCCGAUAGCGGUCAGGCAAUUCUAUGCACGAUACACCAACCGUCAGGCCCGCUGCUCACUUUGUUUGAUCGACUUCUUUUUCUCAAGGAAGGGCAUGCGAUGUACUUCGGCGAUUUCGGACCAGAAUUCCGUACCCUGAUUCAGUACUUCGAAGAUCAUGGAGCGCGGAAAUGCUUGUCUCACGAGAAUCCUGCUGAAUGGAUGAUGGAAGUUACGAGUGAUGGCUCUGAUAAUGGGGUAAACUGGGCCGACAUAUGGACAAAUUCUUCUGAAUGCAUCACUAUCAGACAUGAGUGUCAAAGGAUGAGAGAGCGGCUAUCUAAUACAACUACGACAGAGGGCAUGGGUAGGGAUCGCAAUACUGAGUUUGCAACAUCGUUCUGGUAUCAGCUUCGAGUUGUAACCCAGAGAGCUUUCCAACAUGAUUGGAGAUCCCCAGAAUAUCUAUACUCGAAAAGCCUCACUACCUUCGGCUGUGCAUUCAUCAACGGAGUGAGCUUCUGGGCCUCUGGGUAUACAUCCCAAGAUAUUCAAAACCAGAUAUUCUCUCUCUUCCUCCUAAGCACAAUCUUUGGUACACACGUACAGCUGAUAAUGGAGAGGUUCUACCAUAGUCGGCUUCUGUAUGAGAACCGAGAGCGUCAAUCACGCACGUACUCGUGGCUAGCCUUCCUCAUCUCCAAUAUUGUGGUUGAGCUUUCCUCGCAGACCGUCAUCAGUGUCAUUGCCUACGUCGCCUGGUACUAUCCAGUAGGUUUCUGGAGGAAGGCGAUAGAUCAAGGAGAGCUCAAUAGCCGCAGCGGGCUAGUCUUCCUGUUGAUUUGGUCGCUGCUCAUCCUGUUUCAAACUCUUUCGCAGAUGCUAAUGACUAUCAUGCCUGAUAUUCCGACCGGCAUUAAUAAUGGAAACCUCCUCUUCAUGCUGUCAUUGAUAUUUUCUGGCGUUCUCGUGCCCCCUGAUGCCCUUCCCCGGUUCUGGAUCUUCAUGUACCGCGCGACACCACUAUCGUACUAUAUCUCGGCGAUAAUAUCAACCGGACUUUCGGGAUCUGACAUUUACUGUUCCUCGAACGACCUUCUUCAACUCGAUCCUCCCUCUGACCAGACCUGCGGCUCGUACCUCAGCUCUCCCACAUCCGUGGUUCUGAACCCGGACGCCUCGGCGGGGUGCCAGGUGUGUCCAUACACGAGCGCUGAUGCGUUGCUGGCGUACUUCGGUAUAUACUACGAUGAUCGUUGGUGGCAGUACGGCGUCACAAUUGCUUACAAUGUCAUCAACGUAAUGCUCGCGAUAUUGCUGUAUUGGCUAGUUAAAGUGCCGAAGGGGUCUAAGAAGGAGAAGAAGUAACAAUUAUGGUGAUUGGAUGAUUGGAUUUGUCGGUUUCUCAUGUACUGUCAUAUGUAAUGUAGGUACCUGCGUAGAGGUAGGUAUGUGAAGUUUGUCUUUUAGGUUAUAGAGCUGUGAGGAUGACCUCGAUGGUCCCCCAUCUAGACACAAAUUUUACCAUCUUUUGAAGCCUUGAUGAUGUUUUAAAUCAAUAAAGCAGGAUUUACCUAGGU
This is a messenger RNA of Annulohypoxylon maeteangense, 4677 nucleotides long. Its product is annotated as BcatrD protein. The coding region runs from base 329 to 4465 and encodes 1378 amino acids. The transcript is spliced from 12 exons. The record is from RefSeq and is a predicted model, not a curated record. Gene Ontology annotation, molecular function: ATP hydrolysis activity; ABC-type transporter activity; ATP binding. Gene Ontology annotation, biological process: transmembrane transport. Gene Ontology annotation, cellular component: membrane. NCBI's taxonomy places the organism in Eukaryota, Fungi, Ascomycota, Sordariomycetes, Xylariales, Hypoxylaceae.